Messenger RNA from Xyrauchen texanus (razorback sucker), 2380 nucleotides. Its product is annotated as coiled-coil-helix-coiled-coil-helix domain-containing protein 5. The record is from RefSeq and is a predicted model, not a curated record. The transcript is spliced from 4 exons. Lineage: Eukaryota; Metazoa; Chordata; Actinopteri; Cypriniformes; Catostomidae. The coding region runs from base 76 to 393 and encodes 105 amino acids.
GGAGUGCGGACGCUCUCUUCGCACAUGUGCAACAUAAUGUCCAAAUAACCUUCGCAUGAAUCAAAGGUGUUUAACAUGCAGGCGGCAAUGGACAUUACAACCAAAUACUGCCAGAAGGAGCUGGAAGAAUAUGGUGCCUGUGUUGCAUCCAAUCCAACAUCAUGGCAACAGAAGUGUCAAGACCUAAAACUGAAGGUGGCACAGUGCACUUCAUCACAUCCAGUGAUAAGAAAGAUCCAAACAGACUGUGCUGGUGAGUUUUCAGUGUUUGAACGGUGUCUACGAGAGAACCAGAGCUCUGUUGAAACAUGCCAACCUCAUGUCGCCCGUUUCCUGGCCUGUGCUGAGACCGUGGACCUUUCAGACACAAAUACUGCACCUCAACCCACGUAGAUGCCUGCCAUUUGUCACUGUUCUGUCUAAUGAAGAGACAUCACAGAUGUUUUUAUACUUCAGUGCUGGAAGGAAAUGGGUUAUGGAAAUGUUUAUUAUUUUUGAAGAAUUGCAACACCAAGAAACCGGGACAAACAGACCUCACGUUUUGCUCACUUUUUCAAACUUGUUGUAAUUUAUUGUUCUUUUGUCAGGAUUUCAGUCUGUUUAUGUGAUAAAUCAUUUUUAAAAAGUUACAAUGAUAUGAAAUAAAAUAUGCUCAUUUCUAUUUUAUUUCUAUAGCUCCACCUGCCCUUUUGAACAUUAUGUUGUAUUACAGCAACAUGUUACCAUAGAGUAGAAUUUUAUAUCUUUUAAGGGUUGAAUCCUUAGAGAUAGUUCACCCAAAAAUUAACUCAUCAAUUACUCACCCUCACAUCAUCCCAGAUGUGAAUGUCUUUCUUUCUUCAGCUGAACAUAAACAAAGAUUUUUAGAAGAAUAUUUCAGCUCUGUAGGUCCAUACAGUGAAAGUGAAUGAUGACCAGGAAUUUGAAUGUCAAAAAGCAUAUAAAGGCAGCGUAAAUGUAAUGCAUGAGACUCCAGUGGUUUAAUCCAUGUCUUCAGAAGUGACAUGAUAGGUGUGGAUGAGAAACAGAUCAUUAUUCAAGUCCUUUUUUACUAUAAAUUCUCCACUUUCACAUUAUUCUUCUUUUUCAAAUUAUUUGUGCAUAUCGCACACCUACUGGGCAGGGAUGAGAAUUUAUAGUAAAAAUAAAUAAAUGUUGGUCUGUUUCUCACCCACUCCUAUCAUCACUUCUGAAGAUAUAGAUUAAACCACUGGAGUGGUUUUAUGCUGCCUUUAUGUGCUUUUGGAACUUCAAAGUUCUGGUCAUCGUUCACUUGCAUUGUAUGGACCUACAGAACUGAAAUAUUAUUCCAAAAAAUCUUUUUUUUAUGUUCUGCUGAAGAAUGAAAGUCAUAUACAUCUUUUUUUUGGAAUAAUAUUUCAGUUCUGUAGGUCCAUUGGUGGACAAAAAAACGAUGAUGGUAAACAAUCAACAGAUAUUUUUAUUUGUCCAUGAACAGGUAAUUUUGAGUAGAAAAUGAACUUCAGACUUCACAAAACAAGUUGCUAAUCGGAAAAACAAAAUCAACAAUAAAAUUGGUAUAAAUUAACUUGUAAACAGUGAAACUAUGCAAGCUUAAUUAUUCAAGUCCAGCGCAUGCUUCGAGAAGUUAAGUAAAAUGUACUUAUUUUAUUUACUUGUGCAGUUUACUCAAAUUAGCAAAUAAAUAUGACAAGGUUUUCUACUUUAGGAUUAAUGCAUGAUAAUGGAUUGUAAGGAUAACAAACAAUCAUAAAUAAUAGUUACUUAUAAGCUAGAGCAUUCAUUAUUACAUGUUGAAUUUAGUUCAAAUGUAGAAUUUACUUACUAUUUUCAAGUUCACACUUUAACUUAUUCGUUGUAGAAUUCAGUGUAGAAAGUACUUAAUAUUUUCUGCUUUAUUACGUCACCACAAAAUAUGUUUUUUCUGCCUUAUUAGUUCUUUUCUUAACACCUGUUUGUCAAUAUACACUGUAAACUAUUUGUGGUCCAUGAGACAAUUGCGUGUAAUGUGUAAAGUUUGAUUUUGAGUUAAUUUGAUCUAAUAUUUAAUAAUUUUUUAAGAUGUUAAAUAGCAAAUGAGAAUUUCUGAAUUUAUAAAAUUUAUUUUGAGACAAAAUACUUAUCAUUUUCAGAUUGUAUUUGGGGUAAAAAUUCCCCCUGUGUUUCAGGGGCUAAAGGCUAAAGAUUUUUUGAUGAAAAUGGUUUAAGUGGGUUCACUGACUGAUCCAAUCACAAUGACGAUUCAUUUGUUUAUAGAACAAUGAGAAAAAUGUCAUGAAAUGUCAAAUGUGAUUGAAAUGAACAGAACAUGUUUAUGCUGUUUCUCAAGUGGUUAUUAGGUAAUUUAUAAAGUUUUUAAAAUGUAUCAUCUUUGAACUCUUCCUAUUAAUUAUAAAAU